AUGGUCCGCAUCAUCUCUAUCGUUGGAUUCCUCCUCACCGUCGUUGCUGGUGUGCAAGCCCAGGGGGGUUCGCCCUGCCAGUGCUUGUUCUCCGAUGGUUCGCACUGCUGCGUCACCUAUUCUUUCUCUUUCCAGACUAGGGCCGGACUCAGCCAAGAUUGCGCAGACAACUGCAGGACUGCCACACGCGACAGUGACAACAAAGCCUGUGCCGCUAACGGCAACAAUUCCAAUGUCAGCUCCUGGAAUGCCCAAUUCCGCGCCUCCUGCCGUAGCAGGGGAAGCAUUGAUUGA
Molecule: messenger RNA, 294 nt
Organism: Bipolaris oryzae ATCC 44560
Lineage: Eukaryota; Fungi; Ascomycota; Dothideomycetes; Pleosporales; Pleosporaceae
Exons: 2
Coding region: 1-294 (97 amino acids)
Source: RefSeq, a predicted model, not a curated record